Fonsecaea monophora is the source of this 453-nucleotide messenger RNA. RefSeq lists its product as hypothetical. Gene Ontology annotation, molecular function: hydrolase activity. Bases 1 to 453 code for a protein of 150 amino acids. The transcript is spliced from 2 exons. Lineage: Eukaryota; Fungi; Ascomycota; Eurotiomycetes; Chaetothyriales; Herpotrichiellaceae. The record is from RefSeq and is a predicted model, not a curated record.
AUGGCUGAGCACUCUGCGUCGGCUCCCCCACCAUCGAAGGUGCUUGGUGAGAAGCAAGUCGACGUGUCGUACACCAAUCGCAUGGCAGUGCGCGCUAUUUUGGUCAACAAUACAAACGAUUUGAUCGCCUUGAUCUACAUCGCCAAGGGCAAUUACUACAAACUUCCUGGCGGGGGCGUCGAAGCGAAUGAAGACCACAAACUCGCCGUCGAAAGAGAGACUCUCGAGGAAACCGGCUGCAGACCAAGGCUUGACGAUAUGCAGGACACCGGAAACCCGACACUGACAGAGCUAGAAGCUUCUGAAGGGUUGAAGCAUAGCUGGGUCUCGAAACAUGAUGCCGUGGAGAAAAUGCGCAACGUUGCACCAACCUCGGAGCUGGGACAGUACAUCAAACGGCGCGAUCUGUUCUUCCUGGAGUCAUUUGUCUCACAGAAGGACCUCACAUCUUAG